Messenger RNA from Cladocopium goreaui, 561 nucleotides. NCBI's taxonomy places the organism in Eukaryota, Dinophyceae, Suessiales, Symbiodiniaceae. The record is from the annotation of a GenBank genome assembly.
AUGUUCGCCGAAAAUCCCGACAUGAGCGACAAGGAGAGGGAGGCGCUCCGGAGGAGCUACGACUACUUCAGGACCAACUACCCAUUGGAGGAUCACCUACAACACAUCGACCCAGUAUCCAUCUUCUGCGCUGUGAUCAAGAAGGUCAGACUGCAUAGCAAAGGAAAAGGGCGCUGCGCUUUGGCACUGGGUGACUGCGGAUCCUUAGGGAACUUGAUCAUCAAGGACAUCAACGUCGCGGAGCUGGACUUGAGCCCUUCCAGCCCUACAAGUCCGGGACCGAAGUCUCAAGCUGAAGCUGAGCUGCUCGAGCGCAAGACCACGGUGAUGCGUUUGCAGAACAGGCUCCAGAAGAUCUUUGCCAAACAGCUCACGCCGGGCAAGAGCGUGUGGUGCUGGCGCUAUGAGAAGAACGAGGUUGACCACACCUUCCAAGCUUCCGUUCACAUCUCCCUUUUGGAUCGAUCUUUCACCGGUGGAUGGGCAGCAACCCACCAAGCAGCACAGAUGGAAGCGUGCAACCAGUUGGCAGCGUUCCUGGACAGAGACUUUAAGGCCUGA